AUGUCUUUAUCGUUUAUUUUAUUCACGACCGUGUGUGGCCUACUGGCCUAUCUCGUCCAUGUUUUAAAAAAGAAGCAAAACUAUUGGCAGUCUUUGGGUAUACCCUGUGAAGAGCCUCACUUCCCGUUUGGCAGUUUAUGGGGUGUGCAGAAAACCCGAGGCUUUUGGCAAAUCUGGGAGGAAUAUUAUAAUCGCUUUAAGGGUUCCGGACCGUUUGCCGGAUUCUAUUGGUUCUUCCGACCUGCUGUCUUUGUGCUGGAUCCCGAGUUAAUCAAAAAUGUUUUGAUUAAAGAUUUUAGUAAAUUUACCGAUCGUGGGUUUUAUCACAACGAAAAGGAUGAUCCCUUGUCGGGUCAGUUAUUCCUUUUGGAUGGGGCCAAAUGGAAAAAUAUGCGUAACAAAUUAUCGCCCACCUUCACAUCGGGUAAAAUGAAAUUUAUGUAUCCCACAGUGACCAAAGUGGGUGAGGAAUUCAUUGAAGUUUUGGGCAAAAUGGUAGAGCAGAAUGGCAGUGUGGUAGAGGUGAAGGAUCUGCUGGCCAGAUUUACAACCGAUGUCAUUGGAACUUGUGCCUUUGGCAUUGAAUGCAGUAGCCUAAAAGAUCCAAAUGCCGAAUUCCGGGUGAUGGGUAAAAAAUCGUUGGUCGAACAGAGGCACAAUCGUUUGAUAAUUGCCUUCAUGGCCAGUUUUGUGGAUUUGGCCAGGAAAUUGGGUUUCAAACAGACCCCCGAUGACAUCGAGGCAUUCUUUAUGCGCAUUGUCCGCGAGACGGUAGAAUAUCGUGAGAAGAAUAAUAUUCGUCGCAACGAUUUUAUGGAUAUGUUGAUUGAUUUGAAAAAUAAGAAGCUCAUGAAAUCCGAUCAUGGUGAUGAGUUGACAAAUUUGUCGUUGGAGGAAAUUGCCGCACAGGCUUUUGUAUUUUUCAAUGCGGGUUUUGAGACCUCGUCGACCACAUUGGGUUUUACGUUGUAUGAAUUGGCCCAGAAUCAAGAGGUACAGGAUAAGGCGAGACGAGAGGUCAUGGAAAAAUUGGACAAAUAUCAAGGAGAGCUGAGCUAUGAGUGUCUGAAGGAGAUGCAAUAUUUGGAGCAGAUAUUGUCGGAAACCCUCCGCCUCUACACAGUCCUGCCCAUACUCAACCGCAUGGCCUUGGAAGAUUAUGUCGUGCCUGGCAAUCCCAAAUAUGUCAUCAAAAAGGAUAUGCAAAUACUAAUCCCAGCCGGAGCCAUACAUCGUGAUGAGAAAUAUUAUCCCCAACCGAAUACCUUUAAUCCCGACAACUUCUCUCCGGAUAAGGUAGCGGAACGUGAUUCAGUAUUAUUUUUACCAUUUGGUGAGGGUCCACGCAAUUGUAUCGGAAUGCGUUUUGGUAAAAUGCAAGCCCUAGUUGGAUUGGCAUUGCUAAUGAAAAAUUUCCGAUUCUCUGUGUGUAAGGAGACACAAAUUCCCCUGACUUAUAGUAAGGAGGCAUUUUUAAUAAGUACCGAUAAGGGUAUUUAUCUGAAGGUGGAAAAAAUCUAAAACGUAAUUUUUUUUGUA
Musca vetustissima is the source of this 1539-nucleotide messenger RNA. RefSeq names its product cytochrome P450 6a9-like. Gene Ontology annotation, molecular function: heme binding; oxidoreductase activity, acting on paired donors, with incorporation or reduction of molecular oxygen; monooxygenase activity. The coding region runs from base 1 to 1521 and encodes 506 amino acids. Lineage: Eukaryota; Metazoa; Arthropoda; Insecta; Diptera; Muscidae. The record is from RefSeq and is a predicted model, not a curated record. The transcript has 2 exons.